UACUGGGACACACUGGAGUAGCAGAUUCAAAAUUGGGCAAAAAAAAUAAAACCAAAACGCUAAGUGGGUGGAUUUGCAGAAGCUUUAACUUUUGUAUAGCGUGCAAUGUUUUCUAUUUGCAUUUCUGUGUUUAGAGCGGUUAACAGAGUUCCUAGUGCCAGACAGAUAUUGAGAAUGACCUUGCAAUCUGGAGCUGAUGUGCAUGUGAAACACAAUUCAUCUACGACAGCCAACAGAAAUCGCUUAAACUGGGGUCUCUCACCCGAUGAGAUCAAAUCCAGAACGGAUGAACUCAUUCAGAGAAUCCAGCAGGUGUAUGACAAUGUGGGAGCAGUGGAUACCAACAAGGCCACUUGUGAGAGUAUUUUAAAAGCUUUGGCAGAUGCAGAAGUAGAAUAUUCAGUGGAGCGAAAUAUUUUGGAUUUCCCUCAGUAUGUGUCCCCAUGCAAAGCAGUACGUGAGGCAAGUGCUGGAGCAGACAAGAAGCUGUCAGACUUUGAUGUGGAGAUGAGUAUGAGGGAAGACGUGUUUCACAAGAUUGUUGCACUGCAGGAAAAAUGUAACAUAGGUGACCUUAGACCAGAAGCUAAGCGAUUCAUGGAAAGGCUUGUUCAACUUGGAAAAAGAAACGGAUUGCACCUGUCUAAAGAAAUACAGCAGGAGAUCAAGUCCAUCAAGAAACAAAUAUGUGAGCUUUCCAUCGACUUCAACAAAAACCUCAAUGAGGAAAACACUUCUCUGAUAUUCACCAAACAAGAACUCGGGGGCCUUGCGGAGAGCUUUGUUGGUAGUUUAGAGAAGACAGAGGAUGACAAAUACAGGGUGACCCUUCAAUACCCCCACUACUACCCACUAAUGAAGAGAUGUUACGUUCCAGAAACCAGAAGGAAAAUGGAAGCAGCUUUCCAGUCUCGGUGUAAAGAGGAGAACACGAAAAUUCUUGAACAGUUGAUCCCACUCAGGGCAAAGGUUGCGAAGCUGCUGGGUUUCAGCACACAUGCUGAUUAUGUCCUUGAAAUGAACAUAGCAAAGAACACCAAGAAUGUGGCCGCCUUUCUAGAUGAGUUUUAUGAGAAGCUUCGGCUUCUAGGUGAGCAGGAGAGAACCUAUAUUUUGGAGCUGAAGAUGAAAGAAUGUGAAGAAAGAGGAUUUGAGUUUGAUGGGAAAAUCAACGGCUGGGAUAUGGCUUACUACAUGAACAAAGUAGAGGAGCUUAAGUAUUCGGUGGAUAAAGAUAAGCUGAUUGAGCAUUUCCCAAUAGAGGUGGUAACAGAAGGAUUGCUCAGCAUUUACCAGGACCUUCUGGGACUCGGUUUCCAGCAGGUAGCUAAUCCUCAUGUGUGGCACGAGGGCGUGAGUCUCUACUCUGUGAAGGACACAGUGACUGGGGAGGAGAUAGGGCAGUUCUACCUGGACCUUCAUCCAAGAGAAGGAAAGUACGGGCAUGCAGCUUGCUUUGGUCUUCAGCCAGGCUGCCUCACGCCUGAAGGAGACCGCAUGUUGUCAGUUGCAGCUAUGGUGGCGAAUUUUUCCAAGCCCACAGCUGACCGGCCUGCCUUACUCCAGCACGAUGAGGUGGAGACGUACUUCCAUGAGUUUGGCCAUGUGAUGCACGAGAUCUGUUCAAAGACAGAUUUUGCUAAGUUUAGUGGAACCCGUGUCGAAACAGAUUUUGUGGAAGUGCCUUCUCAAAUACUAGAAAAUUGGGUGUGGGAGAAGGAGCCCCUCAGAAGAAUGUCGAGGCAUUACAAAGACGGGAGCCCCAUUCCAGAUGACUUGCUCGAAAACUUGAUUGCUUCCAGAGUAGCCAACACUGGCCUUUUGAACCUUCGUCAGAUUGUUUUGAGCAAGGUUGACCAGUCUGUACAUACCAAGUCAUGCGCGGAUACAGCACAAGAAUAUGCAAAAUACUGUGAAGAAAUUCUGGAGAUUCCUGCAACACCAGGUACGAACAUGACUGCAAGCUUCAGUCACCUAACAGGUGGCUAUGAUGGCCAGUAUUAUGGAUACUUGUGGAGUGAAGUCUUUUCUAUGGAUAUUUUCUUCAGCCGCUUUAAGAAAGAGGGAAUAAUGAAUCCUAAGGUUGGCAUGGAAUACAGGAAUGUAAUCCUGAAGAGAGGUGGAUCAGUGGAUGGAAUGGAUAUGCUUAAAACGUUCCUGGGGCGCAAACCAAACCAAACAGCUUUCUUUCUCUGCAAAGGUCUGACCUGCAAUGAACAACAACAGGAUAACUCUCACUGAAAGCAGACUCUCUGGAAGUCUGAGCUGCAAAACUCUGAAUUGUGUAAAGAGAGAGUGUUAUCUAAAAGAAAAGAUGCCUCGUGAGAAGGGGGUUAAGAAACACUACAGUGUUGUUGAACCGCAUGUAGCGUUGUUAGAAAUAUACAAAGACAAAUCUUUGUAUACAUGCUCAGACAGCAUGUACAUUAUUUUUUGACUCAGAAUAUUUAACCAGCUUUACACCCUUGCAUUAUUUCAGCAGUCAUGUAUGUUGAAGUACUUUACAAUGAUCAGUGUGGUCCAUAUAGUGAAUUGCAUCUGUUAGCUGUUUUAUUUUUUUUUAGGUUGCAUGCAGGGUUGCCACAUUUCCUGAUGUUGCCUAAAUCAUGUGGGUUUUUAGGUUGAGGUCCUGGAAUGCUGGUGUGCAAAAAAAAAAAUCUGGGUUUUAAUCUUAUCCAACCUGUGGCACAGCACUGGACAAGAACCACCUGUAAACAUCAUCAGCUGCAUUCACAUCCAAUGACAAGAAAACUUGAAAAGUUUUGGUACAGCAACAGAUUGUAUUUCUUAUGUUUCCUCUUAAUUCAGUAAUAAUGUGACAUUUUUGUGCACAAAUUAAAUGGAAAUGAAAAAUAAUAAAAAAUAAAACUAUGCAUGUAAGA
This is a messenger RNA of Polyodon spathula (Mississippi paddlefish), 2882 nucleotides long. RefSeq names its product neurolysin (metallopeptidase M3 family) (gene nln). Gene Ontology annotation, biological process: peptide metabolic process; proteolysis. Gene Ontology annotation, molecular function: metalloendopeptidase activity. Gene Ontology annotation, cellular component: mitochondrial intermembrane space. Bases 106 to 2241 code for a protein of 711 amino acids. The transcript has 13 exons. The record is from RefSeq and is a predicted model, not a curated record. NCBI's taxonomy places the organism in Eukaryota, Metazoa, Chordata, Actinopteri, Acipenseriformes, Polyodontidae.